Molecule: messenger RNA, 1908 nt
Organism: Papaver somniferum (opium poppy)
Lineage: Eukaryota; Viridiplantae; Streptophyta; Magnoliopsida; Ranunculales; Papaveraceae
Product: ferrochelatase-1, chloroplastic/mitochondrial-like
Exons: 9
Coding region: 181-1614 (477 amino acids)
Biological process (GO): heme biosynthetic process
Molecular function (GO): protoporphyrin ferrochelatase activity
Source: RefSeq, a predicted model, not a curated record
CCAUUUCUCGAUUUCUGAAUUUUCUUUCUCAAGUCAGUACAGGAGUGUUAGGUGUACUAACUAAAUGCACGUCUCCUUCCAUUAUUAGUAGUAGUUGAAAUAACAAACAGAAUUAUCAAAUCCCAUUCUCCAAAUUCCCCUAAUCAAAUUUCUUUUGACCUCGAAAAAACCCUAAUUCUAAUGGAUGCAAUUACAACAAGGGUUGUUCCUAAUCUCAAUCUUUCUGGUUCUCGGCUCCGUAGUUCAUCCCAAUUAUCGCAGACGAAAUCUGUUGUGUCUAUCAGUUGUUGUUCAUCUGAAGGAUCACAAGGUUUUGAUAAAUUGGAGAGACGGAAUGGUGAUUCUAUUGGUAGAGGGAACGGAUUGUUGUAUGGUCCGGUUCAGAAGCAGCGGGAAAUCGUCUGCUCUGCGGGAGCGGGAACAGGAGCAUGUUUAUAUGGUGAACAUGAUUUAGAGGGAUCACACGCUCAUGCGGCAGAAGAGAAAUUGGGGGUGUUGCUGCUUAAUCUAGGAGGACCUGAGAAGCUUCAAGAUGUUCAACCAUUUUUGUUCAAUUUAUUUGCUGAUCCGGAUAUUAUAAGAUUACCGAGAUUGUUUAGGUUUCUUCAACGGCCUUUGGCUCAGUUGAUCUCAGUUUUGAGAGCACCUAAAAGUAAAGAAGGAUAUGCUGCUAUAGGUGGGGGAUCACCUUUGCGUAGAAUAACUGAUGAACAGGCGGAAGCACUGAAAAUGGCUUUGGAAGAGAAAAAAAUGUCGGCAAAUGUAUAUGUAGGAAUGCGGUACUGGUUCCCAUUUACAGAAGAAGUAGUGCAUCAGAUUAAAAAGGAUAAGAUCACAAGACUUGUUGUGCUGCCACUUUACCCUCAGUACUCCAUAUCUACAAGUGGGUCAAGCAUCCGUGUGCUUCAAGACAUGUUCAGCAAAGACUCAUAUCUUUCAAGGCUACCUGUCUCCAUUAUAAAGUCGUGGUAUCAACGUAGAGGUUAUAUUGAAUCCAUGGCUAACUUGAUAGAGCAAGAGCUACAAAAAUUCUCUAAUCCUGAGGAGGUGAUGAUAUUCUUCAGCGCACACGGAGUACCAGUUAGCUAUGUCGAGGAUGCAGGAGAUCCUUACAAGGAUCAGAUGGAGGAUUGCAUCAGAUUGAUCAUGCAAGAGCUGAAAGCUAGAGGAACCUUGAAUGAGCACACUCUUGCGUACCAGAGUCGAGUGGGGCCUGUACAGUGGUUGAAGCCCUAUACUGAUGAAGUUCUUGUUGAGCUUGGUAAAAGUGGAGUAAAAAGCCUCUUAGCUGUUCCAGUAAGCUUUGUAAGCGAGCACAUAGAGACCCUCGAAGAGAUUGAUAUGGAAUACAGGGAAUUGGCUCUUGAAUCUGGCGUAGAAAAUUGGGGAAGGGUUCCAGCUUUAGGACUAAGCCCUCCUUUCAUAUCUGAUCUCGCAGAUGCUGUGAUUGAAGCUCUUCCUUCUGCCCAAGCCAUUACAAUGGCAGAAGUCACUUCUGAAGAAACCGAAGCGGAUCCAAUGAGUUAUAUAAUCAAAAUGUUCUUUGGUUCAAUCUUAGCUUUCUUUUUAUUGCUGUCUCCAAAACUUAUCUCUACUUUCAGGAACCUUUUGUAGAGAGUUUAUGGUCAGAUGCCUAGUAAUAAUAGUGAUGAUUAUAAAGAAGAAUGAAACACUAGAGUGAUUCUUAAUUUUGCGGAUGCAUACAUGAACGGAAGAUAUGUAAUCUCUUUUGGGUUUUAAGUUUCAGUCUUUCGAUAAUAUCACAGGAGAGUUAUUCAUUGGAGUACAUUGUACUUGUAGUGUAAUUGUUCACCUCAGAAGGGUUUUAGUCUUGAGCUCUGUAAUUUUUUCCACUGUACAAUUGGAAAUGGCGCUAUUCUUGUGUUCUAAAAUUUAUCAUCUUUUUUA